Sparassis crispa is the source of this 10098-nucleotide messenger RNA. RefSeq lists its product as hypothetical. The transcript has 22 exons. Gene Ontology annotation, biological process: fermentation. The record is from RefSeq and is a predicted model, not a curated record. Gene Ontology annotation, cellular component: membrane. The coding region runs from base 1 to 10098 and encodes 3365 amino acids. NCBI's taxonomy places the organism in Eukaryota, Fungi, Basidiomycota, Agaricomycetes, Polyporales, Sparassidaceae.
AUGCUGAACAUCGUUUUAUUGGUCACAGCCAUCUGCAUUGUGAUUGUACUCAUAGUCUACCUCUUCUUUUGGAAUCGUGUCGUCGGAUAUAUCUUUGGCCUAAUAGCGCGACUCUUCUUCUGGAGUCAGGGAGAGUCGAGUGCGUGGGUGGAUAUUGGCGCAAUACAUUUCUCCAUCCUUAGCGGGAGGAUAUUGUUCAAGGAUGUACGCUACCACACCAGCAACCAAACAAUCAAGAUUGUCAAAGGUCAGCUUAGUUGGCGGUAUUGGAUACGCAGGCCAGCGGAAGAAAAGGAUAUCAGUCAUACCCAAGUAGUCGGUGAAGAGAACAAGCUGAGAGGACAUGUCCCACUGCUGUGUCGCAUUCAUAUGUCGAUCCAGGGUUUGGAGUGGUUCAUUUACAAUAGGACGGCGGCGUAUGACAACAUUGCAUCUCAGAUGGAGUCAGAAGUCAUACCGUCCACUCCAGCACCCACACCGACCCACUUCAGCACUGAGGGAAGAGGGCCCGUUCGGAAGAUAUUCAGCAGAAGCUCUGCAGUGCACGAAACCUCGAUAUUUGGUCCUCCAGUAUUCCUAGUGUCCUCCAUAUAUAAGAGGAUGCCUGCGUACAUCAGACGGGUAGCUACAUGGGCGACACACCAGUUGCCCAACUUCGACCUGACAAAUCUCCUACCUGUGAGCAUUGAGGCGACGAAAGCUGCUAUUAUUUGCGGUAAUGCUUCCACUCCCAAUCUUCUGGUGGCGGAAUUCAGCAAGGCAGAGGGAACCUUCGGUGUCGUUCAGGCGCGAUCAAAGUACGACCUGUAUAAGCAAUUGUUCAACAUCAAACUCCAAAAUGCGUCUGUCUGUUACGUGGAGAAUGUCGACUACCGCAACCAUAUGACUACAGCCGGACAGCAGGUCCAUGAACACAUCAAGGGCUCUCGAGACCGCCCACUGAGACAAUCUUCAUAUCUCUCCUACUUGUCCUUCGAGAAGCUGUGGAAUGAUUUCAAGCUUUGGUCUGUGACAUCCAUGUCGGGACCGCGCACAAGACUACUCGCCUUCAUCGCAGUGUUGGUUCCUCACCUACCUACCACCUGGCCUUGGAGGCACGCACCCAAGAACACAGACGACGAAACUCCCCUGGGUGCGGAUUUCUCCACGUUGGAGUAUGCUAUCGAGCGCAAGGUCCUCGAGGCCCCAGAAUUGGAGCUUAUGUAUUAUGCCGAUGUGGUUGGAGUUGUGCCGUCUCAUACGGAACAACAGCAGAACACCGAGGGACUUGAUCCGUUCGACAUUGGCAAUGGUGACCUUCCGCCGGAGUGGGGUAUGGACUUCGUCGUCAGAGGCGGAUACUUGCGGUACGGCCCAUGGGCUGAUCGUCAACGGUUGUUCCUGCAUCACACAUUCUUUCCUCAAACAUUCCACGACGUAGAACCAACGCAGCGUCUCACGUCCGGCGACAAACGGAUGUGGACUGGUCUCAAGAUUUUCAUUGAGCUUCGAGACGGGGUUACUCUACAAAUUCCAUUCCGCGAGGCUUCUAAGGACUGGCAAUGGGACGGAAAAGUUGAGGUGCCUAACAGACCACGAAAACGAGAGCCUGCUUCAAUCCAUGUCAGGGCUGGAGACAGUUCAACAAUCAGCUACAUCGUCCCGAUGGUAGCUGGACCAUCAGGCUACGACUCCUUCUCAGAAGUACAUUUGGAUACUGUAACAGUUACUUCUAGUCUCAAUGACAUCCGCUUGAUAACUGCUGACUCGUGCAGGCUGCAAUGUCAUCUCCCUUCACCUGUAAAGUGGAAUGAUGAAAGGAAAUGGACGUUUACCGUAUCGCUUCGCCAGACGUCGUUAUUUCUCCUGCGCGAUCACGUCAACAUGCUCACCGACCUGAGCAAAGACUGGAGUACAGGUCCACCCAGUGGCUACUACCGCUACAUUCCCAUGUUGUAUGCCAUCGAUAUCAAAUUGCACAACUACGAGCUCAAUUUCUAUGUAAAUGAUCACAAUAUCAUCGACAAGCCUCUCAUCAAGGAGGACAACUCUUUGCUGACACUACGAGGAACCCACAUUCAUAGUGGUAUCCGAAUCCCUUUCUUGAAGUAUCGUCCAGAUGCUACUACCGUGUCCUUCUGGACAGAGGCUCCGCAUGUAGCUGUCUCUUUGACUCUCCCGAGAUGGAACAUACACAGCUUCUUUCCUACGCCGAAGCGGAAUAGCGUGGGGACAAUAGGGCUCUUGCGCGUGGAUGGUACUUAUCAGUACCAUGCGGAGGUCCGCGAAGACAAUGUCGAGCAACUCAAGCUUGACAUUUCGGGACAUGACGUUAUCUACAGAGCCUUUGGAUGGACCGUGCGGCACUUCAUGAUCUUGCGAGACAAUUACUUCGGGUCCUUCACUCAUUUUUCGACGCUUUAUGAAUAUCUGAAGAAGCGAAACGAGGAUCAUUUUGUUGGAGAUCCAACAGACUUGCAGUACAGGGAAGGAACGUCAAACCCGUUAGAGGUCCAGGUUACUGUCUCUGUGGACCGAGGUUUGAUCGUGCUUCCAACUGGAUUACCAGGCUACGAGAUGUAUACUUCAGAACGAGCUUUCACACCGGACCCGGACGACAUUGGGUCCUGUGUCGUUCUGAGCGUUCCAAUGCUUCAGUUGCAGCUGCGGACCAAUGAUUAUUACAUGGAAAUGUCACUCAACGUGGAUACCGUAUCUGGUCACAUUGAAGAUUCUUGCAUCGAAGAACGUCUCUCUUUCUCAUCGAACCCGAGCAACUCGAACGAGGCGUUCGUGAUCGAUGAGAUCGACAUCGUUGCGAAUAGAUUGUUUGGACCGCGGCCCCGUACAUCAACUUACGUUUGCGUCUGGGAGAUCCAUGUGGGCCAUAUCAGAGGUUUACUAUCGGCAUACGAAGGUCGCUUGCUCUCCGCUGCUGGCACUUCCUUUGGUUUGAACUUCACGGACGUUCUUAAUGCUCCUGCCAAGGAGUUCGCUCUUCCUCUGGACCCUGACGCCACUUUCUUGAAGAUCACAGUAGACACAGUCACCAUUGCUUGGCAUGCUGGAAGUGCCGUCGCAGAAUUGGCUUUUCCAGAUGGACUUCGUUUCGACAGCAGCGACCUUGCGGGGAAAUUUUACCGGAAAGUGACGAGUUUGCGUUUGCCCUGCGCAUCAGUCAAGCUUUUUCUCAGCUCAAAGAAAUCUUUGCCCAUGUGGUACGAGGCAUCAGAGGUACAUUUUGACGCCAACCUAGAUUUGUAUUCCGCCCCUUUGGGCUGGCAAGAAGCGGCUCGUAGUCAGCUCGAAUUCAUUGCUCGGCAGGACGAACUCAGUGGUCGUGCAAGAUUUCUGUACUCUAUCGACUUUGAGGACCUGCAUGAGAAACUUUUAUCAGAUCAUAAUUCUUUCGUUCAUGGGUUCUAUUUACCUCAACUUCGUUUACCGCUGUCAUCGACAAGUGAACCUCGUCGCGGCCGUAUGAUGGAUAGAUCCCCCAGGUUGCAAGGUCCUCCUCCGCGGAUAUUCUCGUCACCUUUGACACAACAGUCAGAAUCUGACUAUGACGAGGGCAUGUCCGAAAUGGACCGCGAUGCGCGUUUAGCCAAUUCUCGCCCUGCUGCAAGAACUAUUGCCGAGCUGUAUAGUGAUGGCCGCGAAAGCUUAUCUAGCGCAGAAGAAUCUGAUGACGAGGACUUGACAGACGCACGGGAAUGGGAUAGCGACUAUUCGGAUAUCCUGGAUGAUCUUCCUGUUGAGCCUGGUUGGCCUCCCCUCGCUCCGUGCAGCGUCCUCACCAAGCAAUAUGCGACACACUGUCUAACUCGGCCCUCCCUGUGGAACGGAUCACCUUUCAGGCUCAUGCGAAACACAUCUCCUCGACGAUGGCGGAUAACGACUGAGAAUCCGGCGACCUCGCAAGAUGGUAACGAUGCAAGAGUCCCGCUCUGGGACGUACCCAGCCAUCACUUGAGCGACGAGGUGGAUACCACUAUUUUCCGUAUCGUCUGCAAGAACCCAGCGGACAUACGAAUUACACCUCUAAUCCUUCCUGUCGUCGCCGAACUCUUCAAAGACAUGAACAGCCAUCAAUUGAGUCCUGAACUUCGUUUUGAUGCAAUCAUGGCUAAGCUAGUCCAAACUAUUCCAUCUGAUGCAGGGCGAUCAACUAUGUUUGACGUGCACGUCGCUUCCCUGCGGUUUGUUUCCGCGCAGGUUAUAUCGCCUGUUAGUCAUUUGUCUGACGCCAGGGAUGGCGAACAAAGGGCAUUUCAGCCUACUUCACGGGGUAUCUCCACCCUUGAACUGCUGUUGGAUUCCUGCCAUAUCAAGGGGGAAACUACAGAGCAUCAUCCGCAUGCCUCUGACGAGAGACAUAUGGCUGCCUCGCUCCAAGCACUCUCUCUCACCCUCAGAACAGAGCAUGACGCUGACCCAGAGAAACCGGUCCCCCAAUCGACAUGCAAACUGGCCCUCGGUUCUAGCGAUGCAGGACUGAUCGAACAAGAUUUUACAUUAUCUCUUGGAUCUCUGGUCACAGAAUUAGGACAUGCAGCUCCCGACGCUGCAUUUGCCACUGCAGAUGUUAUAGUAACUUGUGCUCAGGCGGUGAAGGAGUUGCACAAGCAUUUGUCUAGCCGCACUCCUGCACUGGACCAGCAAAUUAUUCACCAAGUUCUCAAGUAUUCCCGUCAACGGCCCGUCGUCGACCCUCUCUCGACGAUUCAGCCUUCGUUUCUGGUCCAGAAAGGACGACCAGACAAAUUACGCAAAAGCAUCAGUUUCAAAUUUCUGGUCUACUUGCGUAAUUGUCUUCGACACCUGGAAGCGCCAGAGCGCCGCGCCAUUCUAGCUUUGGAACCCGAUCUGCAGUCGGGUAUAUCCUUGGACGAUAUCAUCUCUACAUUGGAGAGUAACCAUUUCAGUCUUGGGUUCGAUGAUGACGCCUCCAACCUUUCUCAGCAGUCCUUACUGCAGGAACUUUUCCCACAUUCGAAUACUUUUUCGACACAUCCCAAGAGUAGCCGCGACGCACUUCCAUUUGUCGCAGCUUCAAUCCAUUUGAAGUUAAUCAAAUUGUCGAUCCUACAUCCUGUCGGCAGGAUCAGGAGCAUUUUCUCCUUAUGCCCAUUGCUUAUUGUUUUUCACAUUGGAUCUUCGUUGUUGCUGCAAUCUUCUACGUCGAACCAAGGAAAGAAUCAUUCCAACAUAUUGAAUGAACGUGGCAAUAUUCGGCGUAUCAGCGUUUCAGUCUGCCUGGAUAGGGUUACAUCGACAAUUUUUCCUCAGUCAAUGCCCUUCAUCCAGGUGCUUCUGCGUGCACAACGGCAAUAUUCUUUUAAUCGCCGCCCUCAGCAAGGAGACGAGGAUUCUUCCAGCAUGGCCGUUCAUACAACAUCUCAUCGCGUCUAUAUCACAGGCAUUGUUGCUAUACAGCAGGUGCACAUCACAGCAGCGACCGACAACCUUAAAGUGGAGUAUACCGCUGGUUGCCUGACGUACGCCUCUACUUCCCUUCUGCAUAUUCCCUCGAAUGGCCGUAACUCUGGGCGUAUGUCCACCAAUCAUUCACUGAUGUUUGGAGGGAUGGCUCUCCAGGCCUGUUCCGUUGCCGACUCGUCCAGGUCCAGGGAACACGCUGUUCUGGCUUCAUUGAAACUUGAAAGGGGUAGAACCAAUUGUGUAUUGCUUCAGGACUCUCAAACAAAUCCAGCAAUAAGGGUCAUGUUCGGCUUGGAAAAGUUGCGAGUUAAUGUUCCCCGCAGCGCCCUACGCCUCUAUCGUUUUAUUGAAGAGUGGAGAGCAGACUACCUUCCUGGUAUCAAUGCUACAAUACAGGAAAUACUCUCCGAGCUCCACGAGGAACCCGCGAGACCGCCCAAAAUGUCUCCCCGGAAGUCUGCGACCUCCAAAUCGCUUUCAAUCCAGAUGCAGAUAUCGCUUUCUUCCUUCCAGAUAAAUCUCCAGGUGAUGCUGGGGACUUGGCUAUCUUGGGAAAUAUCGCAGAUUGUUACUUUCUUAGCAUCUCCAGGUAACGACAGCCGGAAUGGUACAAAUGCUUUUGGUUUGCAGAUGGGACCGCAUAGGUUUGGUAUCUCAUCCAAGACGCAGACAGUUGUGGACUCGGUGCCUAAUGUGCGUCUGAAGCUGGAGCUCCCGAUGUUCACAUUGAGAGGAACCUAUGACAAGACCGGUAUUCAAGGUCUGGCUUUGGUAGAGUUGUUUGAAUUCAGCAUGAAACCGUCCGAUUGGGAUACCGUGCUUUCCGUCCAGCAGAAGUCAGGUCAGGAUUUCAAUGACCUUGUCCAUCUCAUUGAAGAAACUCGCCAGAGACGGACGCUCUCAAAGUCGGCGCCACCGAAGGGUAGUGCCCGGAAAGUCAGCGGUUCCUUCAGAAUGAAAGGUUUCCGCAUUGGCCUUGAAGACCUUUCCUCUACGCUGUUGCUAGAGUGCGACGAUAUCAAUGGAGGGCUUGAGAAUAUGACUGACCUAACGUGGCAUCUCAAGCUGUCUGAUCUGGCGUUGUCUCUGGCUUCUUCCACUGUCCGGGAUACUCUAGACAGAGGUCAUCGCUCUGCUUUCGUGACUGUUGACUUCCAAGCCAAUAUGGGACGACAACCGGCUGUCCUUCAGGGACAACUUUUGCAGAUUGCGGUAACAAAGGUGCAUGCAGUGAUGCAACCGACCUCGAUCGGUGAAUUGGGUGACUUGGUCGAUCAUUUGCAGGCAGAAGUCCUCGUUCGGAAAGAGGAACGUGCAACUGAACUUGCAGAUUUCAAAGAGAAGACGAGAAGUAUUAUGCGGUCGCUGGAUGUCAAAAUUGGAGAUAAACAGCACCCCGAAUACUCCUGGUUGGAUCACUACACUAUCAUAAUAUCAAUCCGAAGUAUUGGAGUAGCUUUCCCACUGGCAUUCAAUGGUGACUUACAGAUGCCCCGAUCUGGGAAGCAAGAUGAUGGUUCUGUAAGAGCGUUCUUACUAUCGAUCAAGUCGUUGCAAUUCGGAACGCAACGCGGUGAGAGCGGACAGGCCACAAUGAGGGGCUUUUCUUUUCAAUUUGUCCUUCACUUCAGGCAGUCAUUUGGCGGUGAUUUCUCUGGUGACAGUCAUCAAACCCACAACAGACUGCUCUAUCCAGAGGUGACCGCUCAAUUACGUUCGGAACGGUUGGGCGCAUCACGACGCAUCCGCAUCGGAGCAGAUGUCAGCGGCUUCGUACUGGAUGUUGACUGCACCAUUCCCGAUUACAUCUUUUCGUUGAUAGAUGUUUAUCACCAGGGAAAGGAUCGAAUGGGGCGGUUCACAAGUCACAUACCUCGUUCUCCCAUUUAUACAGACUUGUCACCCCGGAUUCAGAAAGCUACGGCGGGAAUGCAGCAAAAUGCUCUUCCGACGUCCAAUAUUUUCUUAUCGCUGACAUUUGCUAGCGGCAAGAUCCUCAUGCAUAGCCCAGAUUCGGACGUCGAAUUUUUGCGAAGUUGGCCUACGCCUGCAAAUUUUGGACCUACGAUCUCUCAAAUGAUCGAUCCUGGAGUAGAGGUGUUCAAUUUACCGGUGGUAUCAGUUUGGGGUGAAUAUCGCGCAAAGCCAGCGUCCCAGAAGUUGAGCGGCGAUGCUAUCGGUGUUGCAGGACCGUCUACUCUGAUGUUCAAGGCCACCGUCCAUUCUAGCCAAAAUAUUCUCAGACCCACUUUGUUGCCAUUUGUGACGGAGCUCGUUGAUCAUGUCGAGGACCGCUUCCGGUAUAGCAGUCAAAGAAAUACUCAAUCGUCUCCCUUCCGUACGCACGUCGCACUCCCUUCCGUGUCUACAGAACAAACGUCGGAACAUGUCCUCGAUCCCGUCUCUGGUAUGAAGAUCAGCCUCAGCCUUCGCAUAGAUCAAUCCAAGCUCGAGCUGACCUGCCAACCUGACGUCAAUGUCAUUGCUGGCGUCAAUUGGAAGAGCGGAGGGUUUAUCGUCAAUAUUUCACCAGGUACUAGAAGGGUUGUCUUCACCGGAAGUGUUGGCGGGCUGACUGUUAGCCUCAAACAUGGGUUCCUGAGCGACGAUUGUGUGAGGUUAGAUGCGCGUAAUCUCGCAUUCAACAUGACUUUUGCCAAGAUGGGAGGAUCUACUGUCGACAAGACGACGAGUUCCAUAUCCGUGGUGCUUGAUACGGAAUUUUCAGGAAAUGUUCGUUUAUCCCGGCUACAAGAUGUCUUGUGCUUCAAAGCUGUAUGGUUGGAUCGUAUCCCCGUUUUAACCGGGCAAAUCAUUAACACCCCUGAAAGGUCACCGGGAUCUCCACGUAAUCCCUCUAACGGAAUAUCGACCUCGAAGCCGGAGUUGACGACGGCUGUACUCCUGCGUCUUCGUCAGAUACGACUGGACGCAGAUCUCGGGCAGUCCAUCAGUCUUAUCAAACUGAGUGUCAACAACAUGCUCAUCCGUAGCAGACUCAGCGAAGCCCGCUCUGAAAUGUCUUUGUCUCUAGCAGAACUCUCCAUAUUGGCAUCUGGUAACAUCUCUGGAGAAGCUACUGUGCCCAACUUCCUGUUCCAGACAGUUCGUAGGAAGGACAGUUCUGCUGGCAAGACGGGUAGAAUGCUGGAUUUGACUAUGACCAGUGGAGGUCUGUCCAUGAUACUCGAGUCUGAGUAUCAGAAACUCAUCCAGUAUCGUGCGGAACCUGUCAAAGUCACAAUAUACGACGACUGGUCAAAACUCUCAGCAGAAGUUCCCGAACAUGAGCGUCGCGUUGACGUCGCGUUCACUGUUUCAGGCACAGAAGUCAUGGUUAUCAUGAAUGUCGGCACCAUCCCAAGAUUGCUCUCUUAUGCCAACAAGUUGACAGCGAACCUAGACGCACAGCGAGAGGGUGCAAGCCGAGAAUCGAAGGCCUUCAGGGUUGCUAGCUCGCCUAAACCGGACAAUCCCUUGUCAGCUGUGGCAAACGCCAUGCUGAGGUCUACCCGCAGCCGACUGAAAGAGGCUGAUACUACCUUACCAUGCAUCAUACGUCAGCGUAUGAGUCUUGACCUGGACUUGCUGCAACUGGUUGUUUUUCCGCGAGCAAUGCGCGAUCCGGAUCUGGCUCAGUUCAUUGGCCGGAAUGUGCAUGCUCGCCUUGACCGAUUGGUUGAAAACAAUGCCUUACCUUCCAGACGCGAUCUCAAGCUUUCGUUCGCGUCAAUUACUACGUCAAAGAUCACGCAACUUAAUCAUGCCCUUGUUGCCAAAGAGAAAGUUGUCGAGACCAAGCGGUGGUUGUCGAUGCUUGUCAAGGAUGCUCCUGAGGCAAUAAUCUUUGGUUUGCCUUCCAUGGACAUACGUAUGCUCAGUCAUGAGAGCAUUCAGAAUCAGAGGAGGGUGCUCGGAUAUGACUUCAGCAGCAAAUUUACCAUUAAGAAAGGCACCAAGGAUUCCGAGGACAUAUACAUCACGCUGAACAUGUCCCUGUAUUCUUGGCUCACGUUACUACGGAAAACCUUCGCUCGGGAAAUGGAACAGGUGCAAGCAGCUGCGGACAUACGAGCUGGCCCAAGCGCGCUGGUGCAGCAGGCAGCGAUGAACCGCAGGAAAGCCCUGGACCCCCUUCUUAUCCCUGCAGACAGACGGUCAGAUAUUCUAUCGAUGACUCCCGAACCUGUAGAGACUGUGAAACCGCGUUCUCCGCGAGGCCCUAUCUCGCUGCCCCACUCGUAUUCAACGCCGUCAUUACCUGCGGCUCUUCGCUCGUCAGACGGAGGCCUCGGCUCUCCUGAUCUCGUGGCUUCUCCGUUGAAGUUGCCGAUCAGUCCCCCGUCGCUAUCCAGGCCGACAUAUCCCGGGAUGUCGACAACCUUCUCAGAUACCCUGACGGCUCUGCCGCUGCCCAAAACUACUACAACUCCUGGCAUAAUUUACGAACCGCACCACCGUGUUAUUGAGCGCCUUACGAUGCGACAGUUGGGUGAGGCUACACCUGACGUCAUGCAUCCAUUCUUCAUGAAGAAAGCCGGAUUCAGCUUGGAAGAUUCUUUACCACAAUACGUGCACGAAUACGCUACCAUUCCUACGGAGAGCAUCAUGCACGUAUUGUUAAAGUUAUACAGUAAACAGUUAAGUGUAGACGAUCUCACAAAUACCCAAGUGUAG